This is a messenger RNA of Rosa chinensis, 1658 nucleotides long. RefSeq names its product nudix hydrolase 10. Gene Ontology annotation, molecular function: NADH pyrophosphatase activity; ADP-ribose diphosphatase activity; NAD binding. The coding region runs from base 231 to 1472 and encodes 413 amino acids. The record is from RefSeq and is a predicted model, not a curated record. The transcript is spliced from 9 exons. Lineage: Eukaryota; Viridiplantae; Streptophyta; Magnoliopsida; Rosales; Rosaceae.
CCCACGCAGCCUCGGGGGCCGGGACAGAGACGAGAAAGCUGAAAAUGAAAAGACUGGAAAGCUUUAAGCCUCCAUUGAAAGUCUCAACUCUCAACUAGGUUUUUGCUUUCCUGCUCAUUCAUAUUUUCUCUUCUUCAUAUUUGAUUUGGCUGUUCAAAUCUUUCUUUUGCUUCUCUUCAAUCUUGAGUUCUGAGGUUUGGGGUUCUGUUGUUUCUGGCCUGGUGGGAAGAAUGUCGGUUUCCGUGAAUUCAUCGGACCAGGUCUGUGAGAAUGGAACUGCUGAGCUACUUCCUGCUACGAAUGACGACCAUGGAGGUGUUAUUGUGGACAUGAAGGAUGCUAUGGAGCCUCAGGCAUUUCGUGCUUUGCUUAGAGCUUCAAUAGUUCAAUGGAGGCUACAGGGAAAGAAGGGAGUUUGGAUAAAAUUACCCAUCGAACUUGUAAAUCUUGUUGAAAUGGUAGUUAAGGAAGGAUUUCACUACCACCAUGCUGAGCCACAUUACCUCAUGCUUGUUUAUUGGAUUCCUGAAACCACUAAUACUAUACCUGCAAAUGCUUCACACCGAGUUGGUGUUGGUGCUAUUAUUUUGAAUGAUAAAAAUGAGAUGCUUGUAGUCCAGGAAAAGAGUGGCAGGUUACAAGGAACAGGUGUGUGGAAAAUCCCUACCGGUAUAGUUGAUGAGGGUGAGGAUAUUACUGUGGCAGCUGUAAGGGAAGUUAAAGAAGAAACAGGAAUUGACGCAGAGUUUUCAGAGGUAUUAGCAUUCAGGCAAGCACACAAGAAAUUUUUUGAGAAGUCGGAUCUGUUUUUUGUGUGCAUGAUGCGUCCUCUAUCCUUUGACAUCCAAAAGCAAGACCUAGAGAUUGAGGCAGCUAAGUGGAUUUCACUCGAGGAAUUCGCAGCUCAACCAGUCACCCAAAAACAUGGGCUCUUCAAGUGCAUCCAUGAACUUUGCUUGGCAAAACUAGCUCUCUUACCAGAACCAGGAGGAAGAAGAAGAAUGUUUCCUCUGAAACUCGCUGUGUUUUUCACAGCACUGUGUUUGUCUGUCUUCUCCAACCUUGUUUUCAUCAAGGAGAUCUCUGGAGACGCCACACCUUCUUCUCCUAGUGCUAAUUGCGUCACUUGCACUACAUGUCAGUACCCAUGUCCUCCCGCAGGAGGGGACCCCUUAUAUCCCCCACCUCCACCAUCACAAACCGGAGAGUACCCGCCACCGCCACCACCGCCACCGCCUCAACAGCCUAGUCAUCAAGGAAAAUGUCCCCCAGGUCAGUAUCAGUGUUGCCAAUACCCUCAGGGAUACUCCCCUCCGGGCCCGAUUCCUCAGUACCUCACCCCUCCAGGGACCUUUGGAGGAGGAGGAGGAGGAUAUGUGCCUUACCCUUACAAUUCGGCUUCUUCGUCUCCUUUGUCAGUCUUGCUUUCAGUACUUGUGAUGAUGCUGUUCUCAUCUGCUGUUUUCCUUUAAGCUUGGGAUGGUCUAUUCUGUGGCCUUGUUAUGUAAAUGUUUUAAAUUCGAUCUAGUAGGCAAUAAACCCUUGUUAAUUGUACUGAUGGGUACUACUGUUCAUACCAGCUGAUGAUUAAUGUAGUGAGUCUACAAUUUGGGUUGAUAAUAAUGGUUAAAUUGAGCACUGAUGGGUUUCAUGUUAUA